CUAUGUACGGUGCACUUUUUCACAGCACUGAGAUUUUGAGUUUACAUUCGGAUAUUGUACAGUAAUUCAAGCGAUCCACGGAGGUCUGAACAUUUUGAGGCGAUCUAUGUUUUGAGCUGGGGGACUUUUAUUUGCUUUUCUUCUUGCUCUGUGAUUUGAUGCUGAGAGAUGUAAGUGCUCUCGUGGGCUGCGUGCUUCCAACACCGUGACGUUCAGAGCUGAAACCAACAGCUCUCGCUGACUGCCUGGGUUUCACACGGGCAUGUUUUCUGGACGAGCUUUUUUGAGAGGGGGUCGUAGCUGAACAAGAAACAUUCGAUUGGCUGGGCCUCUGGCCAUGAUGGCCCCACGUAAGCGAGGAGGCCGGGGCCUCUCCUUCCUCUGCUGCUGUCUGAAAAGGAACAACCAUCCCCAGAUCACCUACCGCCUCCGUCAUGACAGCAACUUCACACUACAGACCAUGGAGCCCACCCUGCCUAUGCCCCCCACAGAAGAGCUGGACGGCAUGUUCACUGAGCUGGUGGAUGAGCUUGACCUCGCAGAGAAACAUAGAGAAGCCAUGUUUGCCCUUCCUGCAGAGAAGAAAUGGCAAAUCUACUGUAGCAAGAAAAAGGAACAAGAAGAAAAUAAAGGGGCGACCAGCUGGCCUGAAUUCUACAUCGAUCAGAUCAAUUCCAUGGCUGCUAGGAAGACACUGCUGGCCCUGGAUAAGGAGGAUGAGGAGGAUAGGAAUAAAACCAUAGAGAGCUUAAAAACGGCUCUACGCACACAGCCUAUGAGCUUCGUGACACGCUUCAUAGAUCUCGAUGGGCUGACGUGCAUCUUGAACUUCCUGAAAACAAUGGACUUCGAGACCACGGAGUCUCAGAUCCACACCUCGCUGAUCGGCUGCAUCAAAGCUCUGAUGAAUAACUCUCAGGGGCGCGCGCACGUGCUCGCCCACGCCGAGAGCAUCAACAUCAUCGCUCAUAGUUUAGCCACCGAGAACAUGAAGACCAAAGUGGCGGUUCUGGAGAUCAUGGGCGCCGUUUGUUUGGUGCCAGGAGGUCACAAGAAAAUCCUGGAGGCCAUGUUGCACUAUCAGAAGUUCGCCUGCGAGCGGACACGAUUUCAGACCCUUCUGAACGACUUGGACAGGAGCACAGGCCGCUACAGAGACGAGGUCAGCCUCAAGACGGCCAUCAUGUCCUUCAUCAAUGCUGUCCUCAGUCAGGGAGCAGGAGAGACAAGUUUGGAGUUCAGAAUUCAUUUGCGGUAUGAAUUUCUGAUGCUGGGCAUCCAACCAGUGAUUGAUAAAUUGCGGUCUCAUGAAAACGCCACGUUAGAUCGGCAUUUGGAUUUCUUCGAGAUGUUAAGAAAUGAAGACGAGCUAGCCCUCGCCAAACGGUUUGAGAACGUUCAUGUAGACACUAAAAGUGCCACUCAGGUGUUCGAACUCGUCCGGAAACGGAUCAACCACACGGACUCCUUCCCACACUUCAUGUCCGUCUUACAGCACUGUCUGCACAUGCCCUAUAAAAGAAACGGGAACACGGUUCAGUACUGGCUCCUCCUCGACAGGAUCGUCCAGCAGCUCGUCCUGCAGAAUGAUAAAGGUCACGACCCUGACAUCGCGCCACUGGAGAACUUUAACGUGAAGAACGUUGUGCGAAUGUUGGUCAAUGAGAAUGAGGUGAAACAAUGGAAGGAACAAGCAGAGCAAAUGAGAAAAGAGCAUAAUGAACUUCAGCAGAAACUGGAGAAGAAGGAGAGGGAGUGCGACGCCAAAACGCAGGAGAAGGAAGAAAUGAUGCAAACGCUCAAUAAGAUGAAAGAGAAACUGGAGAAGGAAAGCAGCGAACACAGGAUGGUUAAACAGCAAGUGGUGGAUCUUUCCGUGAGGCUUCACGAGAUGAGUAAUAGGACAAAUAUCCCAGGCGGUCCCCCUCUCGUCCCACUGGCCCCCGGUAGUGCUCCACCUCCGGUCCCAGGUCUGGCUGGCAUUCCUCCUCCUCCACCACCUCCAGGUGGAGCACCGCCACCUCCUCCCCCUCCUCCCGGCGGACCGCCACCUCCACCAGGCAUGGCCGGCCUAGGUGCUCCUCUGCCUGGUCUUCUGUCCUCCAAUCUGAAGAAGAAAAACAUCCCUCAGCCGUCCAAUCCGCUCAAGUCUUUCAACUGGACCAAACUCUGUGAAAAUAAAUUGGAUGGCACAGUGUGGAUCGACCUGGACGACAUCAACGUUUACAAACUUUUAGACUUGGAGGAAAUUGAGAAAACAUUCUCAGCCUACCAGAGACAACAGAAAGAAACUGAAGAUGACACGCUGACCUCCAAGAAGGUCAGAGAAUUAUCGGUCAUCGACGGACGACGUGCACAAAACUGCAACAUCCUCCUGUCAAAGUUGAAGCUCUCGAACGAUGAGAUCAAGCGUGCGAUGUUGACCAUGGAUGAACAGGAAGAUCUACCCAAGGAUAUGCUAGAGCAGCUGUUGAAGUUUGUGCCAGAGAAAAGUGACAUUGACCUUCUGGAGGAGCACAAACAUGAACUGGAGCGGAUGGCAAAGGCGGAUCGCUUCCUCUAUGAGAUGAGCAGAAUCAAUCACUACCAACAAAGACUGCAGUCUCUGUACUUCAAGAAGAAGUUUGUGGAAAGAGUUGCAGAAAUCAAACCCAAAGUGGAAGCUCUCAGCAAAGCAUCAAAAGAGGUUCUUCAGAGCAGGAACCUCAGACAGCUUCUGGAGGUGGUCUUGGCCUUUGGAAACUACAUGAACAAAGGACAGAGGGGCAGUGCCUACGGCUUUAAAGUUUCUUCCCUUAAUAAGAUCGCCGACACCAAAUCCAGCAUUGACAAGAACGUGACCCUUCUGCACUACCUGAUAACCAUUCUUGAGCAGAAGUACCCUAAAGUCGCCCUGAUUCAUGAUGAUCUACAGAACGUUCCAACAGCGGCCAAAGUCAACAUGACAGAGCUGGAGAAAGAUAUUAACAACCUGCGUACUGGCUUAAAAAGCGUGGAGGUGGAGCUGGACUAUCAGAGGGGUCAGACUCAGAUCCACGGCGAUAAGUUUGUGUCUGUUGUCAGUCAGUUCAUCACUGUGGCUGGUUUCGGUUUCUCCGACGUUGAAGACUCUCUACAGGAGGCCAAGGAUUUGUUCGAGAAGGCUGUGAAUCAUUUUGGAGAGGACUCUACACGCAUGCAGCCUGAUGAGUUCUUCGGGAUCUUCGAUCAGUUCCUACAAGCCUUUAAUGAAGCAAAGCAAGACAAUGAAAACAUGCAGCGACGCAAGGAGGAGGAGGAGCGCAGAGCACGCAUGGAGGCGCAGCUCAAGGAACAGCGUGAGAGAGAAAGAAAAGCCAGAAAGGCCAAAGAGAACCGCGAGGAGGAUGGAGAGUUUGACGACCUGGUGUCUGCGCUUCGAUCCGGAGAGGUGUUUGACAAGGACUUGUCGAAGAUGAAACACAAUCGCAAACGCCCCACCAAACAAAACACAGAGAGCAGCAGAGAAAGGCCCAUCACAAAACUCAAUUUCUGAGACAGCUGCACACGUUUCGCCCCUCGCUGGUGAAGCAGAGACAUUACACACGUGUCUGAACUGAACUGUACAGUAUUCACGACUGAAGUGUUAAUUGGAGGAUGGCCCUACUUCUCUGUUUAUAUCUGAUAUCCAGGCGCUCACUCACACCUUUUUCAUCUGCCAACGUUUUCUUUCAUCUAACAGAUUUUCUUUUCAACAUAAUGACAGUGUUUGUUUGUAAAGGUAGUUCAUUUUUUCCCAGGACAGAAUGAACAGAAAGGGCUGCACACUUUAUCAGUCUGUAAAGCAAUAGUUGCACAGUAUACAUUCAUACGCUAAUAGUGUUACCCAGACGAUACAUUUAUUCUAUAUGUUUGUAGAUUUUCGGUAAAUUUAAAUCCUUGGUAUAGAAGCUACACCACUGCACAGGCCAUGUUCUGCCAUAUUUGGUCUGGUAAAAAAAGUGUAGUCAGGGUUUGGAAACGGUUGAAAUGAAUGGAUAAUGAAUUGAAUAAUGAACGAUUCUUGUAUAUUAUUGGACUAUACAGUAUGUGACUGGUCUGCACAAACUUGUAGUUCGAUCAUUUUGCCAAGUUAUUUGCGUGUCCAUUCUGCACCUGUUUAAGCACAAUGAACAAAACUUUAAAUCAAAUAACAAGCUUGUAUAAAGUAUUAUUAAAAUUCAAGUGUAUUAUAAUGUUGACAUGUAUUAAAUGUACUGACAGGAAAGCUGUGAGGUCAAACUUGGAUUGCAAAUAUAUUUUAGAGAACAACAAAAACACAAUCUUUGGCCUGCCAAACAUAACAUUUGUUAGAGAGAGCUGUAGAUGCGUGACUUCAUUGUUAUGCACUUUAAGGAAAGCCACCUGUCUGCCAUGCAUGUAUAUUCUUGUAAUUUCUUGUGUUUGUUUCCUUACUUUGUUUAUGUUUGUAUAUAUGUACAUACAGUCAUUGUUAACUCUUCCGACCGAGGCUUUUUUAUUAGACCUUGACACUGCGAUUUUAUGCUAUUAGACCUUUUCUCCUGUUGAUCAGAUGCCAUUCAAUCUUUUUCACUAAUAAUUCUUUGUAAUAUUGUAUUACUUUGUACGUUUCCUUUGUCUUCGGGUUUGUUUAGUUUUCAUUAUUUAAGAAUUUAUUUGGAUGUGAAAUAAGUAAUCAAUAAACCCUGAGGGUCAUUUAA
Messenger RNA from Triplophysa dalaica, 4679 nucleotides. It is a transcript of the gene daam1a, whose product is annotated as dishevelled associated activator of morphogenesis 1a. Gene Ontology annotation, cellular component: stress fiber. Bases 338 to 3514 code for a protein of 1058 amino acids. The record is from RefSeq and is a predicted model, not a curated record. Gene Ontology annotation, molecular function: actin binding; small GTPase binding. Gene Ontology annotation, biological process: actin cytoskeleton organization. Lineage: Eukaryota; Metazoa; Chordata; Actinopteri; Cypriniformes; Nemacheilidae. The transcript is spliced from 25 exons.